Molecule: messenger RNA, 1156 nt
Organism: Hibiscus syriacus
Lineage: Eukaryota; Viridiplantae; Streptophyta; Magnoliopsida; Malvales; Malvaceae
Product: E3 ubiquitin-protein ligase MIEL1-like
Exons: 12
Coding region: 186-995 (269 amino acids)
Biological process (GO): protein ubiquitination; ubiquitin-dependent protein catabolic process
Cellular component (GO): nucleus
Molecular function (GO): ubiquitin protein ligase activity; zinc ion binding
Source: RefSeq, a predicted model, not a curated record
GUGGCCUUUGAAGGCGGCGGGUUCCGGUUCCUUUAUCUUCCCUCUGAUCUCCAUUUAAAGAAUCACGACAAUUCAAUUCAAUUAAAUCUCUACGACAAUUCAAUUCAAUUAAAUCCCGUCUUCCCAAAUCAACGAACCCCCUCCCCUUUCUGGGUUUCAUCCGGAAAUUUUGUUUUCCAAUACUCAUGGAGACGGGAUCCUCUUCGACCAAUGAACGCCUUCAUUUUGGGAAGAUGGGAUAUGGAUGCCAACAUUAUAGGAGGAGAUGCAAGAUUCGAGCUUCAUGUUGCAACGAGGUUUUCUGGUGUCGUCAUUGCCAUAACGAGGCAUCGAGCACGUUAAAGUACCCUUCAGACAGGCACGAGAUCAUUCGUCAAGACGUUAAACAAGUUAUUUGUUCGGUUUGUGACACAGAGCAGCAGGUUGCUCAACUUUGUUCAAAUUGUGGCGUCAAUAUGGGAGAAUAUUUUUGUGAUAUUUGCAAGUUCUUUGAUGAUGAUACCGAGAAAGAGCACUUUCAUUGCCAUGAGUGUGGGAUCUGCAGAGUUGGCGGUCAGGCUAACUUUUUUCAUUGCAAAAAAUGUGGGUCUUGCUAUUCCAUUGCUUUGCAAGGUAAUCAUUUCUGUGUGGAGAACUCGAUGCGGCAUCACUGCCCCAUAUGUUACGAGUACCUAUUCGAUUCAUUGAAAGAUACCACUGUGAUGAAAUGUGGUCACACGAUGCACUGCGAAUGUUACUAUGAGAUGAUAAAGCGCGACAGAUAUUGUUGUCCGAUAUGCUCAAAGUCAGUAAUGGAUAUGUCUAGAACCUGGAAGAGGAUAGACGAAGAGAUCGAAGCAACUGUAAUGCAGGACUACAGGUACAAGAAGGUUUGGAUCCUAUGCAACGAUUGCAACGACACUACGGAAGUUCUCUUCCACAUAAUAGGGCAGAAAUGCAGUCAUUGUAAAUCAUACAAUACCCGCAUGAUCACCCCACCGGUACUCCCUCGUUGAAAAGAUCACGACCGAGGAACCAACGAAUCGAGCUCGAGGCAUCUAAGGUGUGUGCGUGUAUCAUAAAAUCCGAGGAAGAAUUAUUGAUGACAUGUUUGAUCAUUUACUUGUAUUUCAUCAUUGGAUUGAUAAUGUAUGAGUAUAGUAUAUGAUUCAAAUUA